This is a messenger RNA of Durio zibethinus, 1709 nucleotides long. The record is from RefSeq and is a predicted model, not a curated record. NCBI's taxonomy places the organism in Eukaryota, Viridiplantae, Streptophyta, Magnoliopsida, Malvales, Malvaceae.
ACUGCUUUCACUCGUAAAGAUCCAAGUUUCAUUGCAUUCUUAUUAUCACUACCGAAACAUUAGGAGCCUUGGCAAGAUUACUUUGGGUGGAAAGGGAGCAUGAUUUGAGGAUCACUCGUCGCCAAUUUUUCAAUGGAAUCCCAAAACACCGACGAAGAGGACCAGUUCUUCGACGCACUCGACGACUUCCUGUUUUUCGAUUGCCUUACCUUCAACCAAUCAGAUCCUUCCACGUCUGAUUUAUCAUCUACCCUCCAUCGUCUCGCCGUCUCUCGCCGAGUAUUCUCCUCCAAGGAACCCGGAUAUUCCUUUCUAGAAGCGUCCACCCUCGAAGACCGUUCGAAAACCAGUUCUAGAGACCCAAGUUGUAAUCCUUACCGCGAUUUGAAGGCAAAUGACGAUACUUUCGAGAUAACCGAGUUAACUCGUAAUGGACUCAACUCCACCUGCGUUAUAGACGAGAAAUGCGACGUCGAAUCCACGGUCACCACCGCGACAAAUGAUGAAUUGGUUGACCGAGCCCGAAAUUCGGUCUUCUCGGGCACUGAACUUAGUCAUGGUGGAUUUCCUGUCUCUUAAUGGUGAAACGCAUGCCAGGUCUAGCCAUCCAUGCAUGCUGAAAUUCAAAAGUGAGCCAAUCCGCCUUCUGCUGACAUUCUUCAAGGUUGCUCCUCUAGUCACUGGCUAUGUUUCUGAAGUGCGGACUUUGAAUCUGAAGAAUAGAGGUUUGAACAAAGGAAUUGUGCCUACUGCUUGCUUAAGGGUAGUACUUGAAUAACGAGCAGAGUACAGGCCGGGUGCUGGUAUUCCUGAACCGUGUGAUGCUUCCCUCAUCCUUCAAGUUAGAACUUCCUUUUAUCAAAAGAAUUAUAUGGUAUUGGAAAAAAACUAUAUUUAUAUGGCUCAGCAUGACAUCAUUUACAAUGGAGUUACUGUUUACUUUAGUCUGUUGUAGACCUAUACAUUGCUCAUUCCAAGAACCAGGAUAAGAGAUGGUUCUGCGUGCCAACAGCAGGUCUACUCCGAAUAGAUUGCUAGCACAGAUUUGAAGCACUGCAGAGUUGACGAUAAUGAUGCAAUUAAAGAUAUACCUUAUGUUUGAUCACUUAAAUUUGGUAGGGCACCUUAACUUUAUUUUUCCACCUAUUAUUUAAUUUUUUCAACCCUGAUGUGCUUGCUUGUAACUACAGUUACUAGUUAUAUAUUUGAUGAGUAACUAUAUUUGGCUGAUUAACUGUUGCAUAGAUGAAGGAAACAAUGCAAAUGAAGAUUUUGCUUUGCUCUGUUAUCUAUGGCAGCAUAAUUAGCCAGAAUGAACUUGUAAUUAUUGUUGUUGAACUGUUGUUGACGAGAGAUUUUCCCUUCAAUUUACAUGUGGUGGGCAAGAUCUUUCUUCUUAAUUUUGUGUGAACAGAAUUUUCAGUUAUCAAGUGGGGAAAGCAAGCUGUUUUAGUUCUAUAGCUGACAUUGCAAAUUGAUUUAUUAAUUAUUAUCAAGGUUUACGCUAUUAUCUUAAGGCCCCUGGUGGUGCAAUGCAGAUAGCAUCUUUUUUUCCUUUUGCCCUCCAGCUUUAGCUCCACCAACACUUGAAGCCAUUCUGUUACGUGCUUGUGAAGUUUAAAAUGACUCAAAAUUGGUUAACUAUUCAGCAUAUCAUUUAUUAGAUGCAACAUCCAACACAAAAUCUUUCUAUAUCCGUACAUAUGAAC